AUUUUCCUGGGAAAAGUUACUCGAACAUUCUUUGUGAACUGAUCCAAGAGUUUAUUAGAGGAUCGAUGAAGUCUCCAGAAACCAUUUUUAUAUAGAGUGGAGUGAUGUAGUAUGUGACGAAAACCUUCGCAAUGUGUUCGUCAUCGCUUAGAAGAUCGAAACAAAAUUAUAAUUUUCAUAUAGAAAAAAAAAAAAGGAAAGCCAAGUAAAAAUUCGAUUACGACUCUGUUUUUUUUUUUUUUUUUUUGGGGUAUAAAACGAAGAUGAGAACACCGAGAGAGAUUUAUAGCAGAGGAAAGUGAAAUCAUGAAAGGGAUUCUAGGGUUUGAACACGGGAUAGUUCAGGCGCCAUUAGGACCAGAUAUCUCCGGACCAGAGCUUGUAGCCGCAGUCGCUAAUGCCGGAGGGAUUGGUCUUCUCAGAUGUCCUGAUUGGGAGUGUCCUGAUUACUUGAGAGAGCUUAUAAGGAAGACAAAGACAUUGACAGACAAACCAUUUGGGAUCGGUGUUGUUCUUGCGUUUCCUCAUGAUUUGAACAUUAAGGCAAUCUUAGAAGAGAAAGUUGCUGUCUUGCAGCUUUAUUGGGGUGAUUGUUCACAGGAGCUUGUGGAUGAUGCUCACCGUGCCGGUCUCAAAGUUGUUCCUCAGGUGGGGAAUGUCGAAGAAGCUAGAAAGGCUGUUGCUGUAGGAGUAGACGCCAUUAUUGUCCAAGGGCAUGAAGCAGGUGGGCAUGUUAUUGGCAAGGAUGGUCUCUUUUCAUUGUUGCCAAGAGUGGUGGAUUUAGUUGGGGAACGCGAUAUUCCCGUUAUCGCUGCCGGAGGAAUUGUGGAUGCACGCGGUUAUGUCGCAGCCUUGUCACUUGGUGCUCAAGGGGUCUGUCUAGGCACAAGAUUUGUGGCGACUCAUGAAAGCUAUGCACACCCAAUAUACAAAAGGAAGUUGGUUGAAUAUGAAAAAACAGAAUACACAGAUGUGUUUGGAAGAGCAAGGUGGCCUGGUGCGCCUCAACGUGUUCUGGAGACACCUUUCUUUGAUGACUGGAGGUCUCUUCCGGCUGGUGAGAAUGAAGUUAAUCAACCUGUUAUUGGACGUUCCACCAUACAUGGCGUUGAAAAGGAGAUAAGAAGAUUUUCAGGAACAGUACCAAACAUGACGACAACGGGCGACUUAGAGAGUAUGGCUAUGUAUGCAGGCCAAAGCGUAGGCCUUAUCAAGGAGAUUUUACCGGCUGGAGAGGUAGUGAAAAGUCUUGUGGAAGAAGCUCAGGCUCUGAUCCUCCAAAAGUUCAACAAUGCUACUACAUGAUGCAGUGCAGCCUCAAAUCAUGAGCAACCAUAAACUUUACUGCUUUUGGAAUCGGAUGAGAAUAGUCUCAUCUAAUGUAAUAAGGUACCCCUUGUGUAUAUCUUGUGUUGUAUUCAACUAGAAAAAUGGUGUCCAUCAUGUGUAAUCCAUUCCUCUUUUUACCAACAGACCUUGGUAUUGAAUUAAGUAUACUUCUUAUGGUUGUUUGUUUCCAGUGAAACUUCCCACA
Molecule: messenger RNA, 1534 nt
Organism: Arabidopsis lyrata subsp. lyrata
Lineage: Eukaryota; Viridiplantae; Streptophyta; Magnoliopsida; Brassicales; Brassicaceae
Product: nitronate monooxygenase
Exons: 5
Coding region: 307-1305 (332 amino acids)
Molecular function (GO): nitronate monooxygenase activity
Source: RefSeq, a predicted model, not a curated record